This is a messenger RNA of Nezara viridula (southern green stink bug), 288 nucleotides long. NCBI's taxonomy places the organism in Eukaryota, Metazoa, Arthropoda, Insecta, Hemiptera, Pentatomidae. The record is from the annotation of a GenBank genome assembly.
AUGUUUAUUUCUCUGUUACUGAUCGCUUUAUGUGGCUUUCAUUCCGGGCACGCCCUAUCCAUGGAUCUCACUGAUCAAGAUGGACUUCCAGGUGAUAUAAAUAUAAGUCCGGAUGUCAGGUCGGAACAGCAAUUGAUUGCUGAGAUCGAUAAAUAUAUAAUUCUGAAGGUGGGUCCUAGAUGCACUAGAAGGAGAUGUUGUCCUUAUUAUAUGUACUGUUGUCAGAAUAACUUGUUUUGCUGUAAACCCCAUUUUCCACCAAUACGAACUUCGCAGAGUUAUUGCUGA